Molecule: messenger RNA, 3977 nt
Organism: Neurospora crassa OR74A
Lineage: Eukaryota; Fungi; Ascomycota; Sordariomycetes; Sordariales; Sordariaceae
Exons: 3
Coding region: 438-3554 (1038 amino acids)
Source: RefSeq, a predicted model, not a curated record
GUUCAGGAAGUCUGGUUACCUUGUAAAGGACCCCGAGUGUGACACAUGGCGUUCAAGCCUCAUCCAAGACUUUCCUCUCCCGGGUUCUCUCUUUUCUUUCUCAGGUACUAUCUCCAUCCUCCUUCAAUAUCAUCAUUUCCACAUCUCUCUUUCUUGUGUGUUUUCUGUGUGUUUCCUAUCCUAUCACAUUCGAUAUCCGUUUCAUAAUCAGUAUUUCCCGACAUCAAGCCCACCCCCCCUUUGGUCGCUUCUUACAUCACGAUAUAAUCCAUGCAUUCGCGUCUUCUGUUUCCGGUUCGAUAAUCAUCGCAUACGAUACGGGCUCCGUUCUUCCCGGCCCAACGCCUUUUCCUAGUUUCGACUUCUCCUUGGUCGACUUACUCAACGCAGAGAUGCUGGUCAUCUCCUCUUCUAAUCUUUAAUCUCAUCUAAGUUCGAUGUUGCCCAGUACUAUGGCCGUCAAGCCAUUCUUGUGCUUGGGCUUACUAUGGACGACCCUUUCGACAGUCGCCCAAGCAGCCGAACCUCAAAUACCAACAUCGAUAGUAGAAACCGUGCCGACAUGCGCAAGGCCAUGCUUCCGUUCAUGGAUAUUGGCAAACCUCGAUCUCACCUGCGGGGGGACAACACCUUCUUUACAAUGCAUGUGCAAGCAAAUAGGUGGCGGAGGAUAUACGUUAGGAGAGGGAGCAGUAGCAUGUAUGAUUGGUGAGAAGGAGUUGGGAAACUGCAAGGACACUACGGCUGGUGUUCAAGCAACAACAAAGGCGUACAACAUUUGCGAUGAUGUUGAUGACUCGGCGUCGAGGACUCACGAUGUCAUUGUAGCAACACUGAUCCUCCCAACGGGAACAGGACAUCUUGCUGCCCCAACGUUAACGAAAGGCACUGGCAGUGCCGCGCUUUCGACCGUGACGAGAUCUGCGGCUCCUGCCUCCACCACUGCUACAGCUUCGCCAAGCACGACAACGAUGACAUCAAGUUCAAGCCUUACCUCCACGACUAGUACUAAGUCCAGCUCGGCCAGUACUGAGUCCAGCUCGGCCAGUACUGAGUCCAGCUCGGCUCAAACCUCAACCUUGAGUACACGUCCGAGCUCCGUUCCAAGCGUGGAGCCCACUGCUUCCAGCACAACAACGCCAGUCACAUCAGGCACACCAGGCACAUCUGCGCCGGCUGGAGCGCCGGCUGAAAAGGAAUCACCGCAACUCACCAGCGCACAGGUUGCCGGGAUCACGAUAGGCUGUGUGGCGGUUGUGGCUCUGGGUGCAGGGCUUGUACUGUUGGCCAAAUGUGUGCGCCGCAAGAGGAUGGGCUCUGGAGAUCCGGAAAAUGGAUUCAACAGAAUGAGGGACUCGUUCAAGAGUUUUGGUCGCAGAAGCAUCACCGGUCCUGAUUUGCUGGGCAUCAGCUACCCGAUCCAGAGGAUUCCUUCGCAACAGGGUACACCUACGUUUAGGCCCACGAAAGCACCAAGGGCUGACGGUGUUGGUUUGGCGGCCCUGCCCGGAUCCGCUUCGGCGUCAAACUCUCCCAGGCCUACAGUCACCAGAGCUACCGCGGGCGCCGCCCCUAUUCUGCCCAUGCCUGCCUUGCCGCCAGCCAUGGUAAUCACUCCAGCUUCCCGGACCCAGGAUCCACUUGGCAAGAAGGAAACGCCAAAGCCGAACCUGACUUUGGCUAUUCCAAAGAACCCACCGAUGUCCGCUGUUGUCCCAGCUGCUGUCCCUAGGGCUGCUCCCGCUCCAGCUCCCAACGCUGCACCUUUGACCGGAAGAGACAGUGUUAUUACUGAGUUCGCAGAGGAUGGCGAGGGAGAUUAUAGGUCGGGUACUGCCAUUUGGCGUCCGCCGCCAAGUGAUCCACAAUCGGCAACCACCUACUACUUUGCUGAUAAGAAGGGCAACUGGGUCCUUAGGCACUCAACUGUAGGCGCGGGUACGAAGACCCAAGCGCCGCCAUACCCAACUUCUUCUGUCGAGUUACCAGGCCCACAGGACAAGACGAAGGCCGAAAGGGCGUACAUGCCCUACACUCCCGGCAUGGUCGUGCCUGCCCUCAGAGUCCCCGCCCGGGAACGAGAGCAGGGUGCCUUUGUGGAAUCACCGGUUGCAAUGAGAGAUGAUGCUCACCCUAGGGACAACGUGGCUUCCAGUAUCUACUCUGAUUACAACGCUCCUCUGACCGUUGUACCUGGCCCGGAGAACCCCAUGCCCGCUGUCCCUUCGGCAGUGCUCUCUGAAAACAAUACCGGGAGGAACUUGACGGGCACCAAGAUCAAGCGCAAGUCAGUCAAGAGAGCAAGCCGGCAACGUCGGAUGUCCCAGGACUCUGCCACGGAGAUCGAGUCAGGAGAUGAAGAAGAAGAUAGCCAAGAUCUUUCGCCCGUGGCGGAAUCGCCUUGCUCGCCGAGCCCUCUUUCUCGCGGAAAGUCGCCGGUGUCAUACCCCAUGAUUCACAAGCAGGCAGAGAAUGUGAACGAGGGCCUGCAACAACUUCGCGAUGCUCAAGAGGCUUUGCGCGGUGGUGGUGGCUCGACCGGUCCCGAACCUCCCAGACGCAACUCCAAGCGUAUGUCAACGCAGCGAGGACAAGGGCAAGCCCAAGGACAGGGACGCUUCCCCAUCAGGAUCGUGACUCCUGAGGAGCGAGACAACGAGGGAAUGCGUAUUGGUGCGGUUCCUCAUGGGACGCCUCAGCUGACCGUUGGGAUGUCGAAGCCCAUGAAUGCCCCUGUUGUUAACCCAAACAGGAACAAGAAUCCUGGACAGAUGAGAACCGGGUCACCUGAGGGGCGCUUCCCGAUUGCUGUGCCGGUUGAGCACCAGCAACGCCAGCAACACCAGCAGUCUCAAAGGAGACAGAGUUCUAUAGCCACUGGCCUCAAUGGCUAUUGGAAUCAGCAACAACAGUUACAAGGACAGGGAGAAGGGUCUGCCUACUACUACCGUGCCCCAUCACCACGCCAGUGGGAGCAACAGCAACGCCAGUUGCAACAAGCCCAGCGAGCGCAACAACAACAACAACAACAAUCUUCCUAUUACCGACCUUCUCAAGGGCAUUAUGAUGUUCAAAUGCAGCAUCAGCAGCGUCAAUCCAGACCUCAACAGCCAUGGCCGAUCUUUGCCCAGCCAGCUCAACCAGAGCAUCAGUCUCAACACCACCAACACACAAGAACCAACAGCUCCUCUCUGCUCACCAAGCGUCUCGGCGCCGAAAAGGCCGCGGCACUCGCCCUCAACCCCAACCCCAACAGCAGCUCGAACAAGAGCAUCGGCAGGCCUGCAAAGGGAUGGGCUAGAGAUGGCCACCAGCAGCAACAGCAGCAGCAGCAGACUGGACCCCAGCAGGCUCGCCAACAGCAGCAACAACAACACUGGCAAGAAGGCCAAGCGCAAAAAGGGGGCAAAAACAACUCUCAAGUCCCUUACGGUGCCAACACAAACACGAAUGAGUGGUACGUGGACUUGCCGCCGCCGCCGAUUACGCCUGGUUGGGUGCCGGAGUUGACGCCGACGAGGAGGGGAGAUGAUUUAUUUUUGAAUGUACAGUGAUUUGCGAUGAAUGUACACAAAAAGGGGGGGUUUUUAAUAAUUUAAUUCGGUUUGUUUUCAGCUUGUCUGGGGUGGGGAGUGGAACUGGUUUAUCUUUCUCUUCUUCUUCUAUACAAUCAUUAACCAACAGUUCAUGAUGUUUAUGUAAAUGUAUCUUAGGAGAUAAAAUGGGGAUGGCAGUCUGGAUUCAGUUUGGCAAGGUUGCAUUGGGCGGUGUUUAAAGGUUCUGGUUCGGGGUUGAGGGUUGAGGGUUGAUACCAUGAGAAUGAACAGGUGAUGAGGGUUGUUUGGUUUUGGAUAUGAUGAUAGAAUGAAAGGGGUGUGAUCAUGCAUCGCUCCUGAGUUAUUCGUUUGGCGUCCAGAACAAUUGAGGUCGUACGUGAGUUGUGUGUCCUAUCGCGGUCACGACGAGGGGUAUCACGG